Molecule: messenger RNA, 393 nt
Organism: Lactuca saligna
Lineage: Eukaryota; Viridiplantae; Streptophyta; Magnoliopsida; Asterales; Asteraceae
Source: the annotation of a GenBank genome assembly
AUGGCAAAUUGGAUUGAAAAUCCCUACAUUGUUGAAUCCUCUGAUUCUGAAGAAGAUAAUGAUGAGAAUUAUAAUGAAGAUAACAAGGAAGGAACUGAUGAUGAAGAAGACGUUGAUGAUGAAAAAGACGUUGAAGAUGAAGAAAAUGAACUUGAUAUUGAUAAGGAAGGAGCCUCUGUUCAGGGAGUGAGUUCUCCUCCAAAAAUGAACAAGCACAUCCAUUUCUCCUAUACUUCUUCAUCCACUACCUCUACCGAUGAUAUUGUACAUUGUGGAUCAACCCCACACAAAAUGGAAACUACUAAUCCAUUGAUUCAAUAUGUGAAUCCCCCAAGCUCAGCGUCUCCUACUCCUCAAGAUGCAACUGCUCCUCCAAUGCCAACUCCCCUUUAG